Molecule: messenger RNA, 1911 nt
Organism: Gambusia affinis (western mosquitofish)
Lineage: Eukaryota; Metazoa; Chordata; Actinopteri; Cyprinodontiformes; Poeciliidae
Product: 5-hydroxytryptamine receptor 3A-like
Exons: 10
Coding region: 28-1389 (453 amino acids)
Biological process (GO): regulation of membrane potential; chemical synaptic transmission; signal transduction
Cellular component (GO): synapse; neuron projection; membrane
Molecular function (GO): extracellular ligand-gated monoatomic ion channel activity; transmembrane signaling receptor activity; neurotransmitter receptor activity
Source: RefSeq, a predicted model, not a curated record
AGGACAAAUACGCAUGAGGGAGUCAAGAUGCUGGUUGGUUUCCUUUUUCUGCUCCUUAUCUCUGAUGAGAUUAAUUCUGAGCAGAACUGCAGUUAUCAGGAUGUUUUGAACUAUUUAAACCUGUCAAGUAACAAUGAGCUGUACUCCAUGACCAGGCCCGUCAAAAACUAUAAAAAUCCCACACUAGUGUCACUGGAGGUUCUGCUCUAUGCCAUCCUAGAUGUGGUUGAAAAAGACCAGAAAUUUAUUCCUUAUGUGUGGACUGUCACAAGGUGGAACAAUGAAUAUAUUUCUUGGGAUCCCGAUCAGUUUUGUGGAAUUGAUAAUGUUUCUCUACCUAAUAACAUUUUAUGGAAACCAGAUCUUACGAUUGAAGAAAUGACAGAGAAAGACAAAGCCCCUCCCAGUCCUUACCUCACAAUCAACAACAAAGGAGACGUUGAAGUUCAGAACGACCAGGUGUUAGUGAGCACCUGCAGGAUGCAUAUAUACAGGUUUCCUUUUGACACUCAGAGCUGCAACCUCACCUUCAAGUCCAUUAUACACACGGCCAGAGAGAUCCGUCUGCAGCCGAGUGACAACUCUUCAGAGGCCACAGAGUGGUCUCGGGAAGUGAUGCGGACUCAGUACGAGUGGCUGUUCAUCAACAUGAUCGUCACUGCAAACAACGCUACCAUUUUAACUGAUCAAGAUGUCGUCAUUUACACUAUCACGAUGGAGAGGAGGUCUCUGCUGUACAUUGUCAACUUCCUGCUGCCGGUUCUCUUCUUCUUGUGUUUGGACUUGGCCUCCUUCAUGAUCUCAGACUACGGUGGAGAGAAGCUCAGCUUUAAAGUCACCGUGCUGCUGGCCAUUACAGUGUUGCAGCUCAUUCUCAAUGAAAUUCUGCCUUCCUCCUCUAACAGAGUCCCACUCAUAGCCGGUUACUGCAUCGGGAUUUUUGCUCUGAUGAUGCUCAGCCUCCUGGAGACGAUUUUUGUGAUGUAUCUGAGACAGAAAAGCUCCCAAGAUACAGAGAGAGACGGAUGCAUGAUCCAGGAAUCUAUCAAGUCCAACAAAGAAUCACACGACUGGAGUCCAGGUGGAUUUAUCUACAACAAGUCUUCUAGUGAAACCGGUGAGAUCCUGCCUGGUGCCAAAGCGGACAGAAGCAGCAAACUGCUGGGGGAGUCCUACACCCUGGAGAGGAUUUCCGAUGAGCUGAGGGCGAUGGAGAAGAUGUUAACUCUGCUCUUCAAGUCCAACAAAGACGAGGAGAGGAGCAGCUACUGGAACAGAGUGGCUACAAGAGUUGACAAAGCUUUCUUUUUUUUCUACAUCCUUGUGGUUAUCCUUUUCCUGGUUUUCAUUUUCUUAGAGUGGCAAAGUGAUUCCAUUGAUACUGCAUAAAACAUUUCAGGUUGACAUUUAUGUAGCCGUGAUCCAAGUCAGCAUUCAUCUGAAUAAUUUUGUUGUACUUAUUAUAACCUGAUUAAUAUAUCUGUUCCAUAUUAAAGCACAGUAGCAUAUAUGUAAAACUAUUCUUCAGAUGUUUUUCAGCUGAAAAAAACAUUUAAUUUAGUAGCGGAAAAGAACGAGGAAACGGUCUUGAUAAUUAUCAAAUGCUCACUUUUCCCUUUUAUGUCAUUAAUUCAUUUUGAAACUAUAGUUUGCUGAAAGUGCAGAAGCCAACACAGUAAGAUAACAUGUUGUGGAAUAAAGCUGUUAAAAUUAAUGAACACUGCAAGUUAAAAGACAAAUUUACUUUAUAGAGUUAUGCAAAAAUCAAAUACUUUCUGCUGCACAAUAGAUCCCAUUAGGAUCCAUCGUAACUUUAACUUUAUUAGAUUAUUAGCAUGAUUUAUGGGUGUUUUUUCAGUAAACUAAAGCAAUUCAGUCACAUCAGUAAUAUGUGCUUCUGAAAUAUUUAUC